GUUUUUGACAUGGAUCAUAAGAUUGUGUUGUUUUCAUCAGCCAUUUGAUUUGAAUUCAAGAAAUGAAAACUACGUCGAAGCAAAAGAUAGAGAGAAUCCACUUCAUAAAACUUGACGAACAAACGAGUAUUCAGUAAACUAUAUAUAGUGUGUACCAAUUACGUCGCCAAAAUGACUGGAAAUGGUAAUCAAGAGGCUGAAGAAUCGUUGUUAUAUUCAGCUCGCCAUGGAGAAAUGGCUAUGGUAAAAGCUAUAAUAGAAGCAAAGAAAGCUGAAAAACUGACUGUAGACUUAAAUUGUAAAGGGAAACUAAGGGGUAAUCUCGGAUGGACACCACUCCAUCUAGCUACAUAUUUUGGACACAAACAAGUAGUUUUAGCACUACUUGAGGCUGGAGUUGACGUUGAUGAAGUCAAUGAAGAUGGUGAUACAGCCUUACAUAAGGCUGCUUUUAUUGGAAACGAGGAAUUAGUGAUUAUUCUUUUAAAUCAAAAUGCAGAUGUGACUGUGAUGAAUGGAGAAGGGAAAACACCUUGUGAUGUAUCAAAGUCUCAAGAUGUGCAAAGACUUCUUGAAGCAGCAGAUAGAGCAAUGCGUCUCGAGAAGGAACGAAAGCUUUUGAAUGCUGCUAAAAAUGGACGUCUUGAUGAUGUCCAAGAAUUGUUGACAAGCUCAAAUCCUCCAAGUAUAAACUGCGUCGACGCCCAAGGCAACUCCUGUCUUCACUGUGUGGCUUACCGUGGUCACGCAAGGGUGGCCGUGCUUCUACUACAAAAUGGCAUUGAUACAACGCUCAGAAACAAUAGUGGGCAACUAGCCAUAGAUUUAGCUAAAGACAAUGAUAUCCGCGAAGUACUUAGCGUUCGCCCGGUCCAAAGGUUACAACGCACCGCUGCCCGUUUCGAAGGACCAUUACUUAAAAGGUCCAGGUUCCUUGGAUGGAGGCCCGUUUGGGGGGUACUUCAACGUGGUGUGUUACUAUACUAUGGGAACCGUGCAGAGGCGGCUCGCGACGUCUCCCGAUGGCGGGACAAGAAAUACAUGGACGCUGCUAAAUUAAAUACUCCGGACACCGAACCCGCACUCAUUGUGAUUAGCUUCAGCGAUGGUGAGACUCAUAGAUUGGCUGUGCCGCCUGGAGAUAAUGUUGCCGUAUGUAGGCAGUCAUGGAUCACAGCUCUAAAAGAGCAUAUCGCGUAUUCUGGGCAUUAUUUGUGGGCGGGAGCGGCACCCGAUGCAGCGAAGGAAGCAACUGAAGAUUUGGAAGACGAAUGUAAACCAUUGGGUUCGAUGCAAGACUCGUUAACAGCCGCAAACAAUCAUAUGGCGUUAAUGGAGAAUCAAAUGAAUGAGUGCGAAGCGAUCCUUCGAGCUUUAGACAAGACCAGACAGGGGAAUUCCUUACAGCAUUCUGCGUAUAUGCGUUUUCAACACGUAUACGGAUCUGGUCAAGCAGCAUUACAAGCAUUACGUCAUUGCAUCGCCUUAGUUGCGCAAACGCGAGAUCGCGACGCCUCUGCCUUGGCUAAAGAGUUGGAACGCAAUCGGGUUUUGGAGGAAGCAUUGGCAGCACUCGCGAGAACACACCACGCUCUUGAAAUGUCCGUCGCUGAAGAACUUACCAGAGUGAGUAUUUCUGGCAAGAGAAAAAAGAAAGCUCCACGAACGCCGAACGAAUCGAGGGACAAUUUCUUCGAUGUUUAUGACGACUCUGAAGAAGAUGACGAUACAUUAGUGACAGCUGGUUUGUGUAGUCCCCUCGGCGCUCUAAGUCCUUGGGGAAGCAGUCCCGACUUAACAAGACGAACGCCGGUAGGCAGUGAUAAUGGUGAUGUGACACCAACGAAUGAAAAUCAAGAGAUGGAUCAUCGUCUAUCUGGGUCAUUCGCGUCCGGGUCUCCUCAGUCCAUUAAUACAGCGAUCAGCCCUUGCAGCUCCCGUGGGACUCUGGUAUCGCAGGACGGACAUGUUUAUCGCAACGCACGGACGUACAGAAAGAAUUAUGUACCAAGGACAUCACUUCCCGUGGCUCAAUUCAGCCGUGGCGACUUCUCCCUGUGGUCAGUUUUGAAGAACUGUGUUGGCAAGGAAUUAUCCAAGAUCACCAUGCCUGUGGUAUUCAAUGAACCACUUUCCUUCCUCCAGCGGAUGCUGGAAUACCUGGAGUAUGCUCAUCUUCUGAGGAUGGCGUCAGAACAGACAGAUCCUGUUAAUCGGAUGGAAUAUAUUGCUGCAUUUGCAGUUAGCGCUUUAGCCUCAAACUGGGAGCGCCUCGGUAAACCAUUUAAUCCUCUCCUCGGUGAAACUUUUGAGCUGGAACGUACUGAGUUCCGUGCAGUUUGUGAACAGGUGUCCCACCAUCCCCCAGUAUCUGCGUUCCACGCCGAGAGCCCCCACUUCGUCUUCCACGGCUCAGUGCACCCCAAACUCAAGUUUUGUGGCAAAAGUGUUGAGAUUCAGCCCAAAGGACACGUCACUGUUGAAUUGCCCAGAUGGGGUGAAGCCUACACAUGGAGUAACGUAAACUGCUGCGUUCAUAACGUGAUAGUUGGCAAGCUCUGGAUGGAACAGUACGGUAGCAUGGAGGUGACGUGCCAUGGAGGCGCUGGCCUUAAAGCCAACCUCUGCUUCAAACCAGCUGGGUUCAAUAAUAGGGACUUGCAUAGGGUCGAUGGAUUUGUUAUGGACCCCAGCAAAAAGCGCUUGCGGUACUUAUACGGUAAAUGGACACAAUACAUCAAGUGCUGCUCAGCUGCUACUUACGAACAAUGGGCGAAAGAGAGAGGAGAAGAUGCCAGUACACAACAGACGCCAUCGCACACGCCGAAGAAAGUCCUCGCUAAGCUCAACAGCUUCAAAGUUGGGGCUUUGCGAUCUAUGUCUAUACAAGACGAUGACCCUGAAACUUCAGACGAAGUGCCAAAGCCAGACGAAUCCUAUAACAUUGAUAUCCCCGGAUCCGUCACACUGUGGGAGGCAAGUCCAAGACCUGGGAACAGUGCGCAGUUCUACCAAUUCACGGAAUUCGCAAUGUCCUUAAAUGAGUUGGAGCGAGAUAUGAAGGGACAAUUGUGUCCCACUGACAGCCGCCUUCGACCGGACGUCCGACUAUUGGAACAAGGUGAUAUAGAUGGUGCCGCUGCUGAGAAGACCAGAUUGGAGGAGAAGCAGCGGACAGCGAGGAAGUUGUUGAAGAAAACGCCAGAAGCUUGGCAACCCAGAUGGUUUAGCCAAGGCACAAACCCAUACACCAAACAGGAAGAUUGGCUUUACAACGGCGGCUAUUGGGAUAGAAACUACCAACACCUGAAAGAUGUCGAUAUAUUUUAAAUUAAGAGUAUUUUUAUCUCCAGCUUUACGACGAACGAACUUCCUUCCUUUAACUCCACUUAGACAUGUGAAAAUGCACUACGCCCUACGUAAUACUCAAACACACGGCAAGAAACCCGUGUCUCUUUCACUCUUAUUGCAUUUACGUCAUGAUAAAAAGUGACAGAUCGUUUCUGGUGUUUGUACUGACUUUUAUAAGGGCUUAACCUCUAAGUUUUAUUAAUGCUCAAUACUUUAUAAGCGAUAUUAAAAAGUAUUUUAUUUCAAAGAGCUUCCAGUUAUCGCUUGGAAAUAAUAUAGUUUAUAAGAAUAAUACUAGAAUAUUGUUUGGUAGCUUUAAUGUAAUGAAAUUUAAUCUUUAUCUAAUUAUUAUAUAGUCUGUGAUGUUAAUGCACAAUAGCAGGCCACUUAUUUUUUGGCACACUACAAAUUAUUAUAUAUAAAUACAGAUUUACAAAAGCAUUGGGUUAUAUUAUACAAAA
This is a messenger RNA of Pieris napi, 3812 nucleotides long. Its product is annotated as oxysterol-binding protein-related protein 1. Bases 172 to 3330 code for a protein of 1052 amino acids. The transcript has 22 exons. Gene Ontology annotation, cellular component: intracellular membrane-bounded organelle; membrane; cytosol. NCBI's taxonomy places the organism in Eukaryota, Metazoa, Arthropoda, Insecta, Lepidoptera, Pieridae. The record is from RefSeq and is a predicted model, not a curated record. Gene Ontology annotation, molecular function: protein binding; sterol binding.